AUGUCGUCCCGUACGGAUGCUGGUCUUUCCAGCACUCCAAAUCUCCGAGUAACGAUUAUUGCCGCCGAUGGUCUUGCGAAGCGAGAUGUUUUCAGAUUCCCUGAUCCCUUUGCUGUUGCGACCAUUAAUGGCGAACAGACCCAUACAACGACCGUAGCCAAGCGAACGUUGAACCCAUAUUGGAACGAGAGCUUUGACUUCCGAGUCACCGAAGACAGCAUUCUUGCUGUUCAGGUUUUCGAUCAGCGCAAGUUCAAGAAGAAGGACCAAGGGUUUCUCGGUGUUAUAAAUGUCCGCAUUGGAGAUGUUAUCGAGUUGGAGUUGGAGGCAGAUGACCAUAUGCUUACCCGCGACCUAAAGAAAUCAGCAGACAACUUAGUGGUUCAUGGAAAGCUCAUUGUAAACCUUUCGACGAACCUGGCGAGGCCGGCCCGUAAUGGGGGCGGAUCGGCCUCGUCGGAUAAUAGACCAACCUCGUCCUUGUCCGGCCCGAACGGUGUUGCUUCUACUGGAUCCCAGGCUCAGCUUCCCAUCCGACCGGCGAGCAUCAAUGCGACGGCAGGCCCUAGUCAGCAGCAGCCGCAGUCACAGCAGCAGCCUCCUGCUGCUACUGCACAUGCACCUGUACCUGCAUCUGCGGUAGCCUCGUCGUCAUCGUCCAAUUUCCCCGGACGCCAAGCAUCAUCGCAGCAGCAGCAACAACAGUCGCAGCAGCUCAGUCCCUUUGAAGACUCUCACGGGCCGUUGCCCGCCGGUUGGGAGCGUCGGGAAGACAACCUCGGCAGAACCUAUUAUAUCGACCACAAUAGGAGGACCACGAGCUGGAAACGUCCGUCGGCUAAUGGCACCGUCGAGUCCAGAGUUGAUCGUGAAGCGGCCACCCAAGUGGAGCGACAGCGACAUCUGAACCGUACCCUUCCCGAAGAUCGCACCGGCGCCAGCUCGCCCACUCUUUCGCAGGCGCAAACCCAGGUCCAGCAGCAAUCGCCACCCCAACAACCCUCGAGUCCUUCGCAGAUGGCAGUUGCGGGCGCCGCUACACAGCCCGGCACUGGAGAGCUUCCACCCGGCUGGGAGCAGCGCUUCACGCCCGAAGGCCGCCCCUACUUUGUCGACCACAACACUCGAACCACCACGUGGGUGGACCCCCGCCGACACCAGUACGUUCGCGUAUACAGCCCUCACAACAAUUCGAACGGCUUCCAGCAGCAGCCUGUCUCGCAAUUGGGUCCCCUACCUAGCGGGUGGGAGAUGCGUCUCACCAAUACCGCCCGUGUCUACUUCGUCGACCACAACACCAAGACUACAACCUGGGACGACCCGAGGCUGCGGUCUUCUCUGGACCAGAACGUGCCGCAGUACAAGCGCGACUUUAGGAGGAAACUCAUCUACUUUAGGUCGCAGCCCGCCAUGCGCAUCCUUUCUGGCCAGUGCCAUAUCAAGGUGAGGCGGUCUCACAUCUUUGAGGAUUCGUUUGCGGAGAUUCAACGGCAAUCUCCCACGGACCUCAAGAAGCGACUGAUGAUCAAGUUCGACGGAGAGGACGGUCUCGACUACGGUGGUCUUUCUCGAGAAUUCUUCUUCCUGCUCUCGCACGAGAUGUUCAACCCCUUCUACUGUCUCUUCGAGUACUCGGCGCACGACAACUACACUCUGCAGAUUAAUCCCCACUCGGGCAUCAACCCCGAGCAUCUCAACUACUUCAAGUUUAUCGGUCGCGUUGUCGGUCUGGCUAUCUACCACAGGCGCUUCCUCGAUGCCUUCUUCAUCGGCGCGCUGUACAAGAUGAUUCUCGGCAAGCCCGUCGUGCUGGCGGACAUGGAGGGUGUCGACGCCGACUUCCACCGGUCGCUGCAGUGGAUGCUGGACAACGACAUCUCGGGCGGCGUGCUGGAGCAGACGUUCUCAACGGAGGACGAGCGGUUCGGCGUCGUGACGGAGGAGGACCUCAAGCCCAACGGCCGCAACAUCGAGGUGACGAACGAGAACAAGAAGGAGUACGUCGACCUCAUGGUCAAGUGGCGCAUCGAGAAGCGCAUCGCGGAGCAGUUCCAGGCGUUCAAAGAAGGCUUCCACGAGCUCAUCCCGCAGGACCUCAUCAACGUCUUCGACGAGCGCGAGCUCGAGCUCCUCAUCGGCGGCAUCGCCGAGAUCGAUGUCGACGACUGGAAGAAGCACACCGACUACCGCGGAUACACCGAGACCGACGAGGUCAUCCAGUUCUUCUGGCAGACCAUCCGGUCGUGGGACGGCGAGCAAAAAUCCCGCCUGCUCCAGUUCGCCACGGGUACCUCGCGUAUUCCUGUCAACGGGUUCAAGGAUCUGCAGGGGAGCGACGGGCCGAGGAGGUUUACGAUUGAGAAGGCUGGUGAUAUUAAUAACCUGCCCAAGGCGCAUACAUGUUUCAAUCGUCUUGAUCUACCGCAGUACAAGUCGCUCGAGAUGCUCCAGCAAAAACUCACCAUUGCCGUCGAGGAGACUAUGGGCUUCGGGCAGGAGUAA
Molecule: messenger RNA, 2502 nt
Organism: Scedosporium apiospermum
Lineage: Eukaryota; Fungi; Ascomycota; Sordariomycetes; Microascales; Microascaceae
Exons: 8
Coding region: 1-2502 (833 amino acids)
Biological process (GO): ubiquitin-dependent protein catabolic process
Molecular function (GO): ubiquitin protein ligase activity; protein binding
Source: RefSeq, a predicted model, not a curated record